Symbiodinium sp. CCMP2592 is the source of this 243-nucleotide messenger RNA. The record is from the annotation of a GenBank genome assembly. Lineage: Eukaryota; Dinophyceae; Suessiales; Symbiodiniaceae.
AUGGCAGCCGCUGCCAAGGCGAGACGCAGCCAGAAGACGCAACCGCCAGAGCCACAGGAGGGAGGAGACGGGCACCCGACAGAAGAUCAGCGGAAGAAGCUGUUAGAGGCAGCCUCCUACGGUGUUGAUGAGCGAGAGACUGCCAUGGCGGAGAAGGGCAAGAUUCGCUUGGCCGCCGACGAGGUCGAGCCAGACGGUCCCGACGACGUCUUCGAUUAUGACAGGGACCUGGAGCCACAGCAG